AUGACUACGUCUUACAAGAUUCUAGAUGUCUUGUGCAGCUACCGCAUGGGUCUAGGGGGACAAUGUGGCACGCGAGCAGACGAAGGGUAUCUCAGAUUUCUGGCCCUUGUCUAUGGCCAUGUAAAGGCUAACAGGCCUGUGCCUCUUUGUCUCCCGGCCUUUCCCUUCAAGUCGCCUAACACACAGUCAAAGGUCCUCGGCCGACUGCCAGAUAAAGGGGAAGAAUAUGCAUUGGCUCAUUUGAACGGACUUUGCCUGGCUGUCAAGGACGUAUAUGAGCCAGGCGCUAAGUUGGUUAUCAUCUCAGACGGAUUGGUAUAUAACGCACCAGAUCUUCUUGGCGUUCCGGACAGGGAUGUAUGGGCAUACGGCGAGUCGCUGAGAGACAUGUGUCUGGAGAACGGGUUCGAUCAGAUCAGCUUUGCUCGUCUGAACCAACUCAUCCAUAUCGGACACGAUAUCAAACUCAGUGAGAUUACAUAUGUGGCAAAUGCUACACGGUUUCGAUCAGCGCUCGUCAACACAUAUUCCAAGGAUGAUUGGGAUCCAAGCAAGGAGAUCUCUCAAAGCGAAGACACCUGUCUAACGUACCGUGGCUACAUCAAAUUCCUUCAAACUGACUUGCAACACGUCUAUCCAGUGGGGGAGACGAGAAGCAACAAAAGCUUCAAGACUUCCAUUGAAUACAUUGCCAAGCAGAUGUUAAAGCGUGGGCAGGCUUUUGCUCACGCUGUUCGCGAAAACUUUCCCGACCAUAUACGUCUGUCGAUUCAUCCAUCGACGGGAGAGAACAAAAUAUCCAUCAGCACACUCCCAACGACAUCGUCCACUUUCACCACUCCUUGGCAUUGUGCCGUGGCAUUCGACAUCGAUGGUACCCUUCGCUCGGGCCACCGUGCACAUUUCGACGCCAGUGAAGAGUACGAUCUGAUUUACGAGAACGGCAGACCAAGCUAUUACCGCCACAAGUCACUUAGCGACUUGGUCACUUGGGAGAAAGCCUCUGUCACUGCGUCUCCUAUAUAUCCCUGCGGAAUGAUGCUGAUACCUGAUGGCACCCGCAAAUUGUACAUCGAGGAUAUCGACGCAUCCAAGGUCAGGGCUCUUGCUGAGCAUAACUCACCGGUCGUCCUCCGCGGCUUCAAGAAGACCACAGACCGCAUAAGAUAUGAGGCGAAGGCCCACGAGCUCGGCACUCCAACUCCUUGGCUCUUUGGUCUUGUUUUAGAGGUUAAGGAUGGGGGUGCAGACACAAGGGGCCUGAACAAUGUGCUUAGUGCAGAAUGGAUGCCUUUCCACUUCGAUGGCAUGUUCAAGACCGCUCCUACGGGCCGUCUGCUUGAGGAUGGCAGCGAGGAAGUCAGGCCUAAUCCGCCGCGAUUCCAGAUGUUCACAAGUGUCACACCAAGUCCUAAGGACACCGGAUUCACCCUCUUCUCGGCGAGCGCCCGACUGUUCAGAUAUCUGCCCGAGGAAUUGCCGCUCGACUAUCUGAGGAAGCUGUCAUGGAGCGUAACGACGACCAGUUUCGGUGCGCCAAAACUGCAGAAUCUGCCUCUAAUCCUCGAUCAUCCUACUACCGGAAAGCCUAUAUUGUCUUACCAUGAACCUUGGCCGCAAAAUAAGACCAAGUUCCAGGCCACAUUGGUGGACAUACAAGGCGAUGGCGUGGAUGCGGAAAAGAGCGCUGUCAUCUGUGCUGCAAUUGAUUCUUUACUACAUGAUCGGCGAGUAGUCUAUUGGCACUCAUGGGAGAAGGGCGACUUUUUGGUCAGUGACAACCUGGCGAUGUUACAUACUAGGAGCGAUUUCACCGCCGGAUGCGAUCGCGAGCUGUGGCGAAUCCACUUUGACUAA
Cryphonectria parasitica EP155 is the source of this 1857-nucleotide messenger RNA. RefSeq names its product Clavaminate synthase-like protein. The record is from RefSeq and is a predicted model, not a curated record. Gene Ontology annotation, molecular function: oxidoreductase activity. Bases 1 to 1857 code for a protein of 618 amino acids. The transcript is spliced from 3 exons. Lineage: Eukaryota; Fungi; Ascomycota; Sordariomycetes; Diaporthales; Cryphonectriaceae.